CGCGCGCGCUGGAGGAGACGGCGAGUGCGCGAUAGCUCGGCCGCCAAAAAUUCAAUCCGGCACGUCACCACGCCGCGGUGUGUAUCAACAUUGAAAAAUCAAUGGUAACUCGUGACGUAGGUGUCCCGCCUCAACGGCAGCCAAUGGAUGCGCUCGUGCGCCCCUACCACCUCCCGCCGCCGUGACUCCGCGAGACCCUCGAGAUCCACGCGCGGACCGGCGUGCUUAUUCCGUAGCGCACUGCCGCAUCGUACGCACGUAAAGUUGAGGAACGCACCGCCCGGGCCGCAGACGACGGACGCUCACAGCUAACCGAAAGAGGGGGACGUCAUACGUAUACCGCGAGCGCACUCGUGCGAGUGCCCACACGUGUAUGAAGUUUUCCAGUUUGAUCAGCCAGGCGUGAGGGUCGUCGGCCACGCACGUCAACGUCGUCGAUGCGAAGCGACAUCGAGCGCGAUUGAUUACGCAGCGGAGUUGUGCGAAAAUCAGAGUCGGCGGUGAGAAUCCUGGCGAGAUUUCGCGGCUAGACCGUUUGACACAUCGGUGUGAGAUUGGCCUUCUCUCUCGCUCUCGCGCAAACGAGGCACGAACUUUUUAGACCCGUCUGGGAGAGCGACGGAGAAAGAGUGACAGAGAGGAAGGUAUUGAAGGGAGACAGAGGAAGGGACGAGCCGAGCAGACGACGCGCGAAAGGGAGACGAGACGAUAAAGAGCGAGAUGGCGUUCAUGAUGCCCGUGGUGAAAAACGAAUGGGACAUUUACAAGACUAAUCGUAAUCGCCGGUCGUCCGAGUGCUCGAAUCCGCAGACCUGUCGCAGCCGGAAGGUCCAGCAGGCACGGCCGUCUUGCCAAGUGCGGCACGACCGAUCAUCCUUCCGUCUCGAUUCUCAUGGUGUCCGAAUGUUCCAAGUCGGAGGGCCCGUCGUUAUCGACCUCCCCCGGCUCCGACUUUCUCACCUCGCCGGCGCACCGGUCCGUGCCGCUGACCUCGCGGCAUUUCUCGAGGACGUCUUCGAGGGCGUCCCAAAGUUCGCUCCAAAGUCCGAGCAAGAGCACGGGCACAUCGCCGCCGAAGACCGGCAGCUCCAACUCCCUCAACAAGUUCCACAACCGGCUGGUCGACAAGCUGAAACGCUCGCUGAAGAAGGCGGACGACUGCGCGGAGGAUCAGCGGAAUCUAUCGUGAAACAUUCAGGGGGUUUUGGGCCGGCCGCCCGCGUCCGGCUCGAAACCGAUCGAGAUCCGACGCACUUCGGCACCCGCUACCACAUCCGAGUCGAGCAGCAAAGUGGCGGCACGCUCGUGUCCGGAUCCACCUUCAGCUUGGUAGGGAAGAAAGAGAAAGGAGGAAGAGAUAAUAAUGACGGAGGAAACGGAGAGUAACGGGGAAUGUGUGCGAAUGUGAGGGAGAAAGAGAGACAGAGAGGAGAAGAUGCACGAACGUACGGCAGAAGGGAGCGAGUUCGCAUAUGUUCAGCUCGAAAGCGAGCACGCUCAAGUUUGUUAGCCCAGCAUGGACGAGGAAGAGGAGGCAGAGCGGAGGAGAUGGUUGAACGAUCCUCGAGCCGUUGUUCGGCUCGCUGGAUGUCGAUCGUGUCAAGAAUCCUCGCGGGUCGAGAGACCUCGAUCGAGCGAUCAGGCGAUGGCAACUUCGCGGCGAGCACUCGAGAGGACGAAGAGAGCUGCUUGGGACGAGUCCUCUGGAUCGCAACUUCUUUGAGCAUCCAGUUUCGUGACAACGUCGUUACGGAGGCCAAACACUAUCAACUAGCCAAUACAGCGCCAAGAUCUCGCGUUUUCUCCUGGAUAAACGUUUGAGAAUCUGUUUAAGAUGGCGAGGGAAAGAAUGGGGAAGGCGAAAGAAGAGGAGCAAGGAGGACGGAAGGAUCGCGACCGAUCGGUCGAUCGAGGAUUUCGGGGAAUCGUCGGAGAUGAUCGAAAGUCGAGGGACAAUCGCAAAGGACGAAGGAGUCGGCGGAAGGAAGCGAGGUACAUACUAAUAAAACAAGGAUUACGUAUCGAGAUCGCGCGAAUCGCGAGUGUUCUCGCACGUUGAAUGUCGCGGGCUCGCUCCGCGGUUAGUCGGUUUACGGGGAAUAGUCAUUUGAGUUGCCAGACCUAAAUGUUAAGUUCCUUCAUCGCGCGCGCGAUCUCUGUCGUGCGCGUCGCGCUCUAUACGUUGUUCUUUUCCUAACGUAGGACGAUCGGGGACGAAGAUCGAAGAGAGAAAGACAUUCUGCGGGCGCGAGGGUGUUUCCGUGGAAGGAAAUAAUGCCGGGAGGACGUCGCGAAGAUGCCCGAAAGACACUCUCUCUCUAAUCUGGUGUACGAAAUCUGAUAUUAUAAACUGCUGUUAAAAACUG
Molecule: messenger RNA, 2366 nt
Organism: Vollenhovia emeryi
Lineage: Eukaryota; Metazoa; Arthropoda; Insecta; Hymenoptera; Formicidae
Exons: 3
Coding region: 721-1386 (221 amino acids)
Source: RefSeq, a predicted model, not a curated record